CAAAUAUUAUCACAGAACCGAGUGUAUAUAAGUGCAGUGUGGAAAUACACAUUGCACAUUGGCGAAAAUGGCUCGGUUGGUGUUGUGUGUGUUGGCUUUAUUGGUGGCCAGCGGGUUGGCCGACCCCGUGAGGAGGCCUCAGCAAAAACCUGCUAAGAAGUCCACAUUGGAGCAUCAGUACAAACUAUUGAUCCUGUUCUUCCACAUCCAUGAACCCAAUCAUUUCAAGGAGCACCAAGAAAUAGAACAAACAUGGAACAUUGAAAAGAAUUCUCAGCAUUACGAGAAUGCUACUGCGGUCCGUAUUGUAAGCAACAUGAUACAAAACAAUUGGAAUCUGGUGAGGACUGUGCCAUUCUCGAUCUUGGAAAGCACCCACCGUGCUGAGGCUGAAUUCGUGUUCAACCUUCUUUUCUCAGCGAAAGACUUCGAAACUUUCUAUAAAACAGCUGUUUACUUGAGGCCUCAUCUCAACGAGUACAUGUAUGUCUACGUGCUGUCGACCGCAAUCCAUCACCGCCACGACACUCAGGACAUCAUUGUGCCUCCUCUAUACAGCGUCAUCCCAUCCUUCUUCCAUAACUCCCAAGUUAUGACCACAGCUCAAAGAAUUGCAGUCCAUGGAAGGCGAUGGGUAGAUCUAUACCCACAAACUCAUCUUUGGGACGAUAAUGUAGUUAUCAAUCUAAAUGAAACUUUGUGGCCAUAUAUAAACGAUGAAAUGCGUAUUGCUUACUUUACCCACGAUGUGGCACUCAACUCUUGGUACUACAAUACCCACUUGACUUAUCCUUUCUGGAUCGGAAAAGAAACCUGUCCCUUGAUCAAAGACAAUCGUGGUGAACUGUUUUGGUGGUGGCAUAAACAAAUUUUGACUCUUUACUACAUGCAUAGGCUUUCAAAUGGCCUGGGAGAGAUUCCAGACCUUGACGAAAAUGUUGUGCUCCAAGGUUAUGACCAUGGUUUGUCAUACAUGAAUGGAGUUUCAUUCCCAUACAGACCUAAUCACUUCCACUUGGACGCCCCAUGGGUGCAAGAAUUACUCCAGGACAUUGAGAUUUAUGAAACCCGUGUCCGUGAAGCUAUCGACCAUGGAGUAGUAACUGACGAAGGAAAAAUCAUUAAUAUCCGUACACCUGAAAACAUUGACUUGCUUGGACGCCUUAUCGAAGCGAAUGAUGAUUCGCCCAAUGUACACUACUACAGGGACUUCAUCAGCAUUUGGAAGAGGGUUCUAGGUAACUCCCCAGUUACCCAAGAGAAUGUUCAAUACUACAACGGGAUGUACCCCUUGGUGUUACCAUCAGCCUUGGAACUCCACCAGACAGCUCUCCGUGACCCAGCGUUCUACAUGAUCAUGAAGCGAGUGCUGAAGCUCUUCCAAUGGUGGCACGAGUCUCUACCUCCUUACACUCGUGAGGAACUCGCCCUCCCCUCUGUUGAUAUUCAGAAGGUCGAUGUCGACAAGCUGGUCACCUACUUCGAGUACACGCAUUUGAAUGUCACCAAUCACUUGCAUAUGACCGAAUACGAAUCCCAACACGUUCUUGACACCAAGAGCGUUCUAGUCAAGCGUCCUCAGCUGAACCACAAAGUAUUCACCAUCCGCACGAAUGUUCACUGUGAAAACGCUCAGCACGUCACCGUCAGGUACUACUUGGCUCCCAAGUACGAUAGCCAGGGCAAGCUGAUACCUCUGGUAGAAAACACACAGAACUUCUUCCAGAUUGACGAGUUUGAUUAUGAGCUGAAGCAAGGCGAUAAUGUAAUUACCAGCGUGUCCAACGAGAUCACACGAGCUACUCCUGACGCAUGGGAGGGCUACAAGCUCUUCGAAAAAGUAGAAAAUGCUCUGAACGGUGGUGAAACGUUCAUUUGGGAGUCCCUACGCAAACCUGACGCGAUCCCCAACAGACUGCUCUUGCCUAAAGGUCGUGUCGGUGGCAUGCCGUUCGUCCUGAUGGUCUACAUCUCCGAGUACAAGGCGCCAAAUCAAGUUUACGGCACCGGAUUUGACCCCGUCUCCUCCCUUGGCCUGGGCUCAGGCGCCCGCCGCCUCACCAUAGACCCCCUUGGCUUCCCCGUGGACAGGCCCUUGAAUCAAUGGCAAGUGGUGGGCUUGAAAAACAUGUGGUUCCAGGAUGUCCUCAUCCACCACAAAGAAACUCCAGAAGUUGUCGUCCAACACUUCAAAUUUCCAAGGGUACAGUUGUCAGUGGGUGUGGGAACGAUGAAGACUGUCCUGAUCAUAGCUUGUCUCGUGGCCCUGGCCGCGGGCAACACCUUCCCAAUUUUCAAACAUGACCAGGUGGCCACCAAAAAAUUGGAUGAGAAAUUGUUGCAGUUCCAGGAAAAAGCUCUGUCACUUUUUGAAAAUGUAAUCCAAGUAUGGAAGACUGAGUACUACACGAUCGGCAAGGAGUAUGACAUCGAAAAGAAUAUUGACAAGUAUUCUAACCCGGAGGCUGUUCACGCAUUUUUAGGUCUGUGGAAUGUUGGAAUAACACCCAAGCAUUACUUGUUCUCUGUUUUCCAAGAAAGACAGAAAGAUGAGGCCGUCCUUGUUUACGAGCUGUUCUAUUCGGCUAAGGACUUUGACACUCUUUACAAGACUGCUGCGUGGGCUAAGGUCCACCUGAACGAAGGCAUGUUCCUAUACUCCUUCUACACAGCUCUCUUCCACCGUCCUGAUACUCACGGCAUCGUCCUACCUUCUCCCUAUGAAUUAUGGCCUCAAUACUUCGUGAACAUGGAAGCCAUAUACAGAAUGGUCUCUACACAGUUGCUCAAAGGAGACUUCCCAGAAGAAGAAGCUAAAGAAUAUGGAAUUUUCAAACAGGACAGCAAUUAUUAUUACUACUACAACUACUCAGACGCCAUGUCUUACGAUAACAACGAGUACAGACUCGCAUACUUUACUGAAGAUAUUGGCUGGAACUCUUACUAUUACUACUUCCACACCAACAUGCCAUUCUGGUCCGAAGGUGAACAAAUCUUGGGUCCAUUCAAGGAACGUCGUGGUGAAAUUUACUACUAUUACUACCAGCAGCUCUUGUCUCGUUACUACCUUGAGCGAUUGAGCAACGGUCUGGGAGAAGUACCUAGGUUCUCUUGGUAUGCUCCUCUGAAGGUUGGCUACUACCCAUACUUGUCCAAAUUCUUCUAUCCCUUCGCUCAACGUAAUAACUACUACUACAUGGCAACACCGGACAAUGAGGAAUACAUCCAGUUUGUUGAUACUUACGAAAAGAGCUUCCUUCAGUUCAUUCAAACUGGCCAGUUCAAGGCUUUCAAACAGGAGGUUGACUUCCACAACUACAAAUCUAUUAACUUUGUGGGUAACUUCUGGCAAGGAAACCCCGAUCUAUACGAAAAGGAAGGAAAGUCUAGAAAUUAUGAGCGCACUUAUGAACAAGCUGCCCGUUACCUGCUUGGUGGUGCUCCUAAGCCUUAUAACGACUACAUGUAUGUUCCCACCGCACUUAACUUCUACCAGACUUCUAUGCGUGAUCCUGUCUUCUACCAGCUGUAUGCUAAGAUCAUGAACUAUAUUGUGGAGUACAAGGAAUGGUUGGAGCCAUACGACCAAGACGAUCUGCACUACGUUGGUGUAAAGAUUAAUGACAUCAAGGUCGAUGACCUGGUUACUUUCUUCGAAUAUUAUGACUUCAACGUCACCAAAGCCAUUUACGCGAAUGAAAAACCAGGUGAUGUCUACAACUACUUUAUUCGUCAGCCACGUCUGAACCACAAACCGUUCUCAGUCACCUUCGACGUCAAGUCUGACGUUGAAUCUGAGGUCGUGAUCAAGCUAUUCAUGGCUCCUAAAUACGAUGGUGAAGGUCGCCUUCUUACCUUGGAAGACAACUGGAUGAACUUCGUUGAGCUGGAUUGGUUUACACACAAGCUAACCUCUGGACAGAACAAGAUUGACCGUAAAUGCGAAGACUUUUUCUUCUACAGAGAAGACUCUGUUUCCACUGGAAAGAUUGUCGAGCUCAUGAAACAGGGUCAGAUACCUGAAGAUAUGUCUGAGGACUACGAUUCUUUGCCAAGCAGAUUGAUGAUUCCUAGAGGUACAAAUGGAGGAUUCCCGGUGCAGUUCUUUGCCUUUAUUUAUCCAUAUGAAGCUCUUAAACCUGAAUACAAGGACUUUACGUCGUACGUCGUGGAUAACAAGCCCUUCGGUUAUCCCUUCGACCGUCCCAUCCCUGUACCGCAGUUGUUCUUCCAGCCCAACAUGUACUUCGAAGACGUCUAUAUCUACCAUCAGGGUCCUGAAUACCCGUGGUGGGGUCAGUACCUAGAUCACCAGAACUCAGUCCCUAAGCAUUAACAAACAGUGUAAUGAAUUUGUAGUUAAGAAGAAGAAAGACAACACAUAAAGUGAAUAAGUAUUUAAUUUUAUUUCAUUGUUUUACUAUAUGACUGUUAUACACCAAGUUAAUAAAGUAUUUAUCUAUGUAUAUAAUGUAAAAGUUUCUUCCUCAUAGUAAGUACAUAAGAGCUUUAGAAUAACAUGUGCUAGCUAUGCUCCAAGAUUAGUACGAUACUGCUAAAUAAAUGAUAUAGGAUUU
Messenger RNA from Plodia interpunctella (Indianmeal moth), 4577 nucleotides. RefSeq lists its product as uncharacterized. The record is from RefSeq and is a predicted model, not a curated record. Lineage: Eukaryota; Metazoa; Arthropoda; Insecta; Lepidoptera; Pyralidae. The transcript is spliced from 13 exons. Bases 68 to 4336 code for a protein of 1422 amino acids.